This is a messenger RNA of Dendrobium catenatum, 1393 nucleotides long. Its product is annotated as rac-like GTP-binding protein 5. The record is from RefSeq and is a predicted model, not a curated record. Gene Ontology annotation, cellular component: cytoplasmic vesicle; cell cortex; plasma membrane. The transcript has 7 exons. The coding region runs from base 334 to 930 and encodes 198 amino acids. Lineage: Eukaryota; Viridiplantae; Streptophyta; Magnoliopsida; Asparagales; Orchidaceae. Gene Ontology annotation, biological process: small GTPase-mediated signal transduction; actin filament organization; regulation of cell shape. Gene Ontology annotation, molecular function: GTPase activity; protein kinase binding; GTP binding.
CCAAUUAUAUCAUCAAGGUGGUCCGGGACGGCUUCAACUGCACCCUUGACCUCUCUCCUUUCCGAUUACCCCUUCUUCGUCCUGUAUUCAAUCUUCUCUCAGAAAUUUCAGAUCAUAGAAAAGGAGAAAGGAGAGGAACAGAGGCAGAUCUAUUGCAGGAUCACUCGAUCUUUCUCGAGGUUUAUGAUUUUGUGACUUUCCGGCGAGGGUUGGAUCCGGGAAGGGAAGAUGUGGGUUUCGGGGUCUUUUAUGACUGAAGAAAGCCAUUUACGUUGCUGAUCAAGCUUGCGGGUUUGAUCUUACAGCUUUGGAGGGCGACCUGGGGAGGAGGAGAUGAGUGCGUCGAGAUUUAUAAAGUGCGUCACGGUUGGAGACGGUGCCGUAGGAAAGACCUGCAUGCUUAUAUCUUACACGAGCAACACAUUCCCUACGGAUUAUGUGCCUACAGUGUUUGACAAUUUCAGUGCAAAUGUUGUUGUUGAUGGCAGCACUGUCAACCUAGGUUUAUGGGAUACUGCAGGCCAGGAAGAUUAUAAUAGAUUAAGACCUUUGAGCUAUCGUGGAGCUGAUGUUUUUAUACUGGCCUUUUCUCUCAUUAGCAAGGCCAGCUAUGAAAAUGUUUCAAAGAAGUGGAUUCCUGAGCUAAGGCACUAUGCCCCUGGUGUUCCCAUUGUUCUUGUUGGGACAAAGCUAGAUCUUCGAGAUGACCAACAGUUCUUUAUCGACCACCCAGGAGCUGUGCCUAUUACUACUGCGCAGGGAGAGGAGCUUAGAAAGCAAAUAGGUGCUGCUUCUUACGUUGAGUGCAGCUCAAAAACACAACAGAAUAUCAAAGCUGUUUUUGAUGCGGCCAUCAAAGUUGUUCUCCAGCCACCCAAGCAAAAGAAGAAGAAGAAGAGAAGGGCACAAAAAUCUUGCUUCAUUUUGUGAGGAAAGUGCAUUGAAGAACGGUCAUGCAUAUUUCUUGCACAGUCUAAGGCUUUGUUUGAGACGACUUUCUUACUGCUUCUUAAAGUAGCUUUCUAGUAUAAAAUUUUUAAUUUUUUAACUAAAAAAUUGCGUCAAGAAGCAUAGAAAAAGCCGUCCCAAACGAAGCCUAAGUUUCUAUCUGAAUUAAAGCUCUUCCUCUAUAUUUAACUGACAUCAACAACAGCAGGUUGAAGAAAAAAAAAAAAAAAAAACAAAACAAAACCAUAUGUUGUAUUUAUGUUUGUAAUAAACUCUUUUUUCAUGGCCAAGACUUCAGAUGACUUCGCUCCCAUUCAUAAGCAUUUGAUGUGUGCGGUCAUCUUGAACUGUCUCCUUACAAGACAUGCUAUAUUAUUGUAUUGUAUAUCUAUUUAAGGUUUUCAAGGACAGUUUGUUUAUUCAAUGCAAAUCUUUGUCGGUUGUA